This is a messenger RNA of Prunus avium (sweet cherry), 1109 nucleotides long. Its product is annotated as expansin-like B1. NCBI's taxonomy places the organism in Eukaryota, Viridiplantae, Streptophyta, Magnoliopsida, Rosales, Rosaceae. Gene Ontology annotation, cellular component: extracellular region. The record is from RefSeq and is a predicted model, not a curated record.
CUCACAACCCUCCUCCUUAACCCUUUGGCUUCAUCUACUUGAUCAGCUUCCUUUUUCUAUAAUUAACCUCCUCUCAUUGCUUAGGAAACUUUGUCAUCACUGAGACAUGGAAUUUUCCCUUAAGCACAAAAUUUGUUUUCUUUGUAUCAUGGUGCUUUUGCCUGCACUGUGUACCUCUCAAGACACAUUUACAAGCUCUAGAGCAACCUAUUAUGGUAGCCCAGAUUGCUAUGGGACCCCAACUGGAGCUUGUGGCUAUGGAGAAUAUGGAAGGACAGUCAACGACGGCCAAGUGUCCGCAGUUGCUAGGCUGUAUCGGAAUGGAACUGGCUGUGGUGCAUGUUACCAGGUUAGGUGCAGAGAACCUCAACAUUGCAGUAGUGAUGGGGUGAAUGCGGUGGUGACAGAUUAUGGGGAAGGAGACAGAACAGACUUCAUCUUCAGCCGAAGAGCCUAUGCAAAGUUGGCAAGUAACCCAGCUGCAGCUGAAAGGCUAUUUGCUUAUGGUGUGGUUGAAAUUGAAUACAGAAGGAUCCCCUGCCGGUUCUCUGGUGGUGCCAACCUUGUGUUCAAAGUCCAUGAGAAUAGCAAAUAUCCUGAAUACUUGGCUUUAGUGAUUCAAUAUGUAGCUGGCCAAAAUGACAUCACAUCUGUUGAGUUAUGGCAGGAGGAUUGCAAACAAUGGAGGGCCAUGCGCAGAGCAUAUGGAGCAGUUUGGGACACUCCAAACCCACCUAGUGGCUCCAUUAACUUGAGGUUCCAAGUGAGUGGCCGUGCAGGGGAGAAAUUCGUGCAGGCAAACAACGCCAUCCCUGGAGAUUGGAAAGCGGGGCUUUCCUAUGAGACAGACAUUCAGCUCAAUUAACUGCACAUGUUUUGAGAUCAUCCCAAACUUUUAUCCAAAUAUUAGGACAGAAAUUUCGUGUUGGUUAAUAUAUUAUAAUUAUUCCAUGUAAUGCUAGUUGCUUGCUUGUCAUGACUAGGAACUAUUGUUAUUGUAUGCUGGGUAGGAGCAAGUGCACUUGGCUUGCCCCUAGAUUUAGUGGGAUGGUGUACUUUCAAGUUGUAAGGAUAUAAUAUGAAUAAAGUUCCAACUUUUUGGAUCCUUC